AUGGAUGUCAGAAACUCCAUGAAGAAGCAAAACGACGUUGCGAUGAUUCUUUUCAGCCACGUCGUCUCUUUGGCCGCCAAAGGGAACAUCGUAUUCUCGCCGGCGUCAAUAAACUCCGCCAUAACUAUGCACGCUGCUGGUCCCGAAGGUGAAUCAAUCGCCAACGAAGUCGUCUCCUACCUCAGAUCUUCUUCAAUCGAUGAGCUUAAAGCCGUCUUUCAAGAAAUCUCCUCCGUCGUCUUCGCCGACCACAGCACAAGCGGCAGCCCAAAGAUCACGACGGCGAAUGGCCUCUGGAUCGAGAAAUCACUUCCGAUUGAUCCCAAGUUUCAGGAUCUCUUCGAGAACUUCUUCAAGGCUAUUUACGCUCCAGUAGAUUUCCGAUCUAAGGCAGAGGAAGUGCGUUCGAGGGUGAAUGCAUUUGUUGAACGUCACACUAACAAUCUCAUCAAGGAUCUUCUUCCUCCUGGUUCCGUCACAGGAGCAACCAACAUGAUUUACGGAAACGCAUUGUACUUCAAGGGAGCUUGGAAAACGCCAUUUGAUAAGUACUGUACAAGAGACAGAAAGUUUCACCUUCUGAAUGGUGGAUCAGUCUCUGUGCCAUUCAUGAGCAGCGGUUGUGACCAAUACGUAAGAGCUUACGAGGGUUUCAAGGUCCUCAAGCUCCCUUACCGACAAGGCCCUAAUGAUACAAACCGUGAAUUCUCAAUGUACUUCUACCUCCCGGACGAGAAAGAUGGAUUGGAUAAUCUUUUGGAGAAAGUGGCAUCUAUCCCUGGAUUCGUGGAUGGUCACAUUCCGAGUUACGAAGUUGAAGUUGCAGAAUUUAGAAUUCCAAAGUUUAAGAUCUUAUUCGGGUUUUCAGCUACAAGUGUUUUGGGCCGUUUGGGGCUGCGUUCGUUAUCGUUGUAUCACAAAGCAUGUGUCGAAAUUGACGAAGAAGGUGCUGAAGCUGCAGCUGCAACUUGUGAUGAGCAUAUGGGAUGUUCUCUUUACUGGGAGCCUCCUAAGAAGAUAAGUUUUGUUGCUGAUCAUCCAUUUCUUUUCUUUAUUAGAGAAGAUAAUACCGGCACUGUUUUGUUCGCUGGCCAGAUCUUAGAUCCUUCGAAAUCUUAUUAG
Molecule: messenger RNA, 1122 nt
Organism: Microthlaspi erraticum
Lineage: Eukaryota; Viridiplantae; Streptophyta; Magnoliopsida; Brassicales; Brassicaceae
Source: the annotation of a GenBank genome assembly